Molecule: messenger RNA, 2237 nt
Organism: Mercurialis annua (annual mercury)
Lineage: Eukaryota; Viridiplantae; Streptophyta; Magnoliopsida; Malpighiales; Euphorbiaceae
Product: pentatricopeptide repeat-containing protein At4g33990-like
Exons: 1
Coding region: 34-2181 (715 amino acids)
Biological process (GO): RNA modification
Molecular function (GO): protein binding; zinc ion binding; RNA binding
Source: RefSeq, a predicted model, not a curated record
CUGUAAUGUACUCUUGUGAGACAUACCAAAGGAAUGCAACGCCACUUUAUACCCAUCUCUCUUAAACUUCUCUUAAACCGUUGUUCUUUAUAUUCAUUCAACCACUCCUGCACUUUUAGUUAUAUACCUGAUUCGGCAGAGAUUGUUUAUGACGGACUUGUAAAGAUUUGUGAUAGCUUGAAGUUUGUCAAACAGAUACACUCAUCUCUCACCAUUACCGGUCUAGUUACCAAGAGUUCUCACUUGGCUGCACAGAUUAUUAUCAAGUAUGGCAAAUUUGGAGACCUGAAUAGCUCUAGAUUAUUGUUCGAUGAUAUUAACAUCAAUGGUGAUAUUAAGCCUAGCUCUUUCCUGUGGAAUACAAUUAUCAGAGCCUGUGCAAAUGCUGGCCUCUGUUUUGAAACAUUGGAGUUGUACAUGCUUUUGCGCGGAGCCGGCAUUUCAUCAAACAACUACACUUUCCCUUUUGUAUUUAAGGCCUGUGCGUCGGGUGCAUUGCUUCUUCAAGGGAAAGUAGCUCAUGGGGAGGCUGUUAAAAUUGGGUUUGAUUCGGAUUUAUAUGUUGAGGCUGCUUUAGUGGAUAUGUAUGCAAAAUGCGGUUCAUUUUGGGAUGGUCGCAAGAUAUUCGAUGAAAUGCCUGUGAAGGAUUUAGUUUGCUGGACAGCAAUGAUUACAGCUUAUGAGCAGGCUGAGAAGCCUGAGGAGGCUCUCCUUUUGUUUCAAACGAUGCAACAAGUGGGUCUCUUGGCGGAUGAAAUUACUAUUGUAAGUGUUGCCUCUGCUAUUGGUCAAUUAGGGGAUUCCAGGAAAGCUCAAUCAGUGCAUGCCUAUGCAGUUCGUCACUGGUUUCUUCAGCAAAUAUGUGUUGCUAACUCUAUUUUAGCUAUGUUCACAAAAUGUGGGAAUAUGGAUAAGGCUGGAUUGGUUUUUGAUACAAUGGAUGAGAGAAAUGUUAUCUCAUGGAAUUCUAUGCUCUCGGGCUAUACUCAAAAUGGACAGGCUACUGAAGCUUUGCUUCUUUUUGAUGAGAUGCGUGAUUCCGGGUGUGAACCUAAUGCAGUGACAGCAUUGAUCAUGGUUUCAGUGUGUGCUUAUUUGGGCUCUCGUCAUCUUGGAAAGAAAUUUCAUGAUUUUAUAAUUGCUCAUAAAAUGAAAGUCGAUGCGAAUCUUCAGAAUGCUCUGAUGGACAUGUAUGCCAAGUGUGGAGAUCUAGACACUGCUAUAAAACUGUUCAAUGAUAUUCUCCCCAGUGAGAGGAAUGCUUGUCCUUGGAAUAUUCUAAUUUCAGGGUAUGGAAUGCACGGGCAUGGGGAAGAAGCGCUGAGACUCUUCUCAAGAAUGCAAGAUGAAGGUGUUGAACCGAACCAUAUCACUUUUACGUCCGUUCUUUCUGCUUGUAGUCAUGCAGGCCUCAUAGAUGAAGGGAGAAAGUGUUUCACAGAGAUGACAAAGCUAUCCGUGACUCUAGAGCUUAAGCACUAUGCUUGCAUGGUUGACAUGCUCGGAAGAGCUGGGCUUUUGCCAGAAGCAUUUGAUCUGAUUAAAGAGAUGCCGAUGCUUCCAGAUGAUUCUGUAUGGGGAGCUCUGCUUUUAGCUUGUAAAAUCCAUGGGAACAUGGAAUUAGGAAAACUUGCAGCAGACAAUCUGUUUCAGCUCGAGCCAGACCAUACAGGAUAUUAUGUGUUAAUGUCAAAUAUAUAUGCUGCAUCAAACAAGUGGCAAGAAGUUGGGAAGUUGAGACAGGAUAUAAUCAACAAAGGAUUGAAGAAACCCGCCGCGUUUAGUAUGAUUGAAUAUGGAAAUGAAGUUCAUGGAUUCCACACAGCUGAUCGUGAAAACCCGUAUUGGCUAGAGGUUUAUCAAAAAGCGGAAAGCUUGGCGAUAGAGAUGCAGAUUGCUGGGCAUAUACCGGAUUUAUCAUGUGCUUUGCAUGAUGUGGAAGAGGAAGAUAAGGAAUACAUGCUAAAUUAUCACAGUGAGAAGCUAGCUUUGGCUUUUGGUAUUCUAAAACUCGAUUCAAAAAUGGAUAUCCAAAUAACAAAGAAUCUUCGUGUGUGCAAUGACUGUCACUCGGCAUUCAAGUUUAUUUCGCAAAUUUAUGGAAGGAAGAUAAUCGUAAGAGAUACAAAUCGGUUUCAUCACUUCAACAGGGGCGUUUGCUCCUGCAACGAUUACUGGUAAAACACUAAUAAAGCAAUGAAUGGAGUAAAAUAAUUAAAGAGUUACAAUUUGCUGAA